Messenger RNA from Bufo gargarizans (Asiatic toad), 1368 nucleotides. It is a transcript of the gene P2RX3, whose product is annotated as purinergic receptor P2X 3. Gene Ontology annotation, cellular component: plasma membrane; nuclear inner membrane. Gene Ontology annotation, molecular function: purinergic nucleotide receptor activity; extracellularly ATP-gated monoatomic cation channel activity; ATP binding. Lineage: Eukaryota; Metazoa; Chordata; Amphibia; Anura; Bufonidae. The record is from RefSeq and is a predicted model, not a curated record. Gene Ontology annotation, biological process: response to ATP; monoatomic cation transmembrane transport.
AUGGGCUUUUUCACUGACUUCUUUACCUAUGAAACAACCAAGUCCGUGGUGGUUAAAAGCUGGACAAUAGGAGUCAUCAACAGGGCAGUACAGCUUCUCAUUAUAACCUAUUUUGUGUGCUGGGUUUUUCUUCAUGAAAAAGCUUAUCAGAUUCGGGACUCUUCAAUUGAAUCAUCGGUUAUGACAAAAGUGAAGGGUGUUGGACGCUACAGUAACCGUGUUAUGGAUGUCGCAGACUAUGUAAUCCCCCAACAGGGAUCCUCUGUGUUUGUAAUCCUGACAAAACUUAUAACAACUCCAGAACAAGUGCAAGAUCAUUGUCCAGAGACUGAUGACAAGUACAAAUGCAGCAAUGAUAGCAACUGUACAAGAAACAAGCCCACAUCUAAUGGCUUUCUCACUGGUCGUUGUGUCCUUUCGUAUUGCCAAAUUCAAGGUUGGUGCCCCACAGAGAAUGACACAGUCCGUAUGCCUAUCUUGAUGGAAGCUGAAAACUUCACUAUUUUUGUCAAAAACAGUGUGAGAUUUCCAAUUUUUGACUUUGAGAGAGGAAACCUGCCUGAAAGUCUAAACUGCCGUUAUCAUCCAGCCAAAUCCCCUUUUUGCCCAAUCUUCAGACUUGGGGACAUCAUCAGACUUGCUGGCCAGAACUUCACCAAUCUUGCCGAAAAGGGAGGAGUACUGAGUAUUAAGAUUGGUUGGCUCUGUGAUCUUGACCAAUCUUGGGAUCUUUGCAUUCCUCGUUACAGCUUUACCAGACUCGACAGUGUUUCAGAAAAGAACAAUGUUUCUCCAGGAUAUAACUUCAGGUUUGCACGAUACUACAUUCGUUCCGAUGGCUCAGAGUUCCGGACCUUGAUCAAGGCCUUUGGCAUAAGAAUUGAUGUCCUUGUUUAUGGCAAUGCUGGGAAAUUCAAUAUUAUUCCAACCCUUAUUAAUAUUGUGGCAGCCUUUACGUCAGUUGGUGUGGGCACUGUUCUCUGUGAUAUCAUUUUGCUAAACUUCCUUAAAGGAGCAGACCAGUACAAAGCAAGGAAGUUUGAGGAGAUUUCAGAUACCACCCCUGCAUUUGGCAGGCAUAUGUUCAAAAGUGACCAGACUCUAACUGGCCGUGGAGAUGAGAAAAGAUCUACAGACUCUGGGGCUUUCUCAAUAGCCUUGAGAAGAGUUACUAUAUCCUCAAGAUUGCAUCAGUUGUAUUAUUCAGUGCUGGAUGGAACUCAUUUACAGCUUCAAGCAUGUCCAAAAGAGAAGGACGCUGACAUGGGAGUGUCUUACAUCUUAGAUCUUACAGAAAGGAUGUUUUUGGCUCACCGUAGGAUGGCAGAAGGACACACUCUUAAUUUAAACAAGGUGAACUUUACUUGA